Messenger RNA from Sander lucioperca (pikeperch), 1090 nucleotides. RefSeq names its product trypsinogen-like protein 3. Gene Ontology annotation, biological process: proteolysis. The record is from RefSeq and is a predicted model, not a curated record. The coding region runs from base 78 to 839 and encodes 253 amino acids. Gene Ontology annotation, molecular function: serine-type endopeptidase activity. NCBI's taxonomy places the organism in Eukaryota, Metazoa, Chordata, Actinopteri, Perciformes, Percidae. The transcript is spliced from 5 exons.
CUUAAAAAGUUUGCAGGUAUAAAGACUCCAGACUAAUCUGAACAUCACACACUAACAGAGCUACAGAAGAACACAACAUGAAUCUUUUCCUUCUGCUGCUUGCGUUGGGACUCACAGGAGCGUCUCCCCUGGGGGACUCCAAGGUGUGCCACCCUCACUCCAGACCCUGGCAGGUCUAUCUGCAUGGCGGAGGAGUAUCCUGCAGUGGAGCUCUUAUCGACACAUUUUGGAUAGUAACCUCUUUUAACUGUGCACCCACAUCCUACAGCACCAUCGCAUCUCUUGGGGAACAUGACGUGACUGUGGAAGAGGGCACCGAGCAGCACAUCUACGUUGCUGACGUCAUCCGUCACAGUCCCUACCGCUCGUCCCUCCACAGCCUCACGAUGGUCCGUCUGGCCGAACCCGCCCGCUUCACCCAGCACGUCCAGCCCAUCCCUCUGCCUAGCCGCUGCCCACAGCCUGGAGAGACCUGCCAUGUCAGCGGCUGGGGAUCCACCAUCCCAAAUCAAUAUGAGCGUUCUCAACGCCUGAAGUGUAUAACUGUACCAAUUGUGGAUGACCAGACUUGCGUGAACACGUUCCCUGAGUUCCUGUUCUGGAGCAUGGGCAUGGUCUGCGCUGGACAAGCAAACACAGAUAACUGCAUGCAUGAUGGUGGCAGUGUGAUGGUGUGUGAUGGCCAGCUGCAGGGUGUGCAGUGGUACAGUCACGGCUGCAGAAACCCAGCUGACCCCAGCGUCUACACCAAGCUGUGCAUGUACAAUGACUGGAUCCACGAUGUGAUGGACCGCUACACUCCCACUCUGCCAACUGAAACCACUCCAGUGAUGACGUGAGGCAGCUGAGAGACGUGUUCACAAAAUAAAUGUAACUACUAUUACAUACUGUAUAUAAGAUACCUACUGACCUCUUUACUGGGAAGGUUCAGUGUUGUGGAAACUAUACUUAAACCCAAAGUUUAGGGGUUCUGUUUAUGAAGGUAUUCAUAAACAUUAUGGAGUACGCUCAGCUACAAAAGAAAAUCUGUAUGCAAACUCAAAAUUGUAGAUAUUAACAACAAUAAAAUAAAAUGUCAUGUGUUCCGACA